This is a messenger RNA of Lethenteron reissneri (Far Eastern brook lamprey), 3560 nucleotides long. RefSeq lists its product as uncharacterized. Lineage: Eukaryota; Metazoa; Chordata; Hyperoartia; Petromyzontiformes; Petromyzontidae. The record is from RefSeq and is a predicted model, not a curated record.
ACAGCGACAGCCGAUGUUUGAGUGAUAACUCGACACUGCACGUGUUAAUACAAUUUUCCGCAAUAACCUAACUGAGAUCUCUGUUCGUGUCAUCAAUAAAUUUAAAGAACUGCGUUUGCAGUCAACUCCUUUGUAAAGAAAAUCGAUUGGAUCCAACUACGUUGACAAUAUAAAAAUCUCUCGGUGCAAUACCUUUUGUCUGCUAUGGCACCACGUGGGCUUCUUGUGCUUGCACUUACGGUGCACGUAAUGCUACACUUUACGACGGCAAAGCACAUCUUGUUUGUGGAACAGUGGUCACCCCCACACCCAAUGCCAAUUACAUCAUCCUCAGCAUCGUCAACACCAAACACUUCCUCUUCGUUCUUUCAUUGCAUCUGUGCGUCACUGCCACCCGCACACUGCGAUGUCCACUUCGCUCUGACAAACUGCGUCUGCAAAUCUCACGCAGCCUCUGCUAAUAAUGAGACAUCCAUCCAAGAGACACACGUGGAAAUAAGCAAACUCGUUACAGAUGCUGCUGCAGCCAUGGAAAGUCUGUCACUGUGGCUUUGGCAAGAUUCCCCUGACCUGGCUGUGCGUUUGUCCCAUGCCCUGGCCAGCGAGUGCCCACUGCAUGUGAAUUCACUUCACAUAUCGCGCUGCAUGUUCAGUGACAAACCCAUCAAUGAAGAGGGAGGUGCCUACAACACGGAGGGAGCCGUUGGCGGUGAUUGCACCAAAACGGAAGAAAAUGGUAGUGGUGGUUGCGUGCUCAUGCUGCAAGGGUUGCGGGAGGUGUGUGCGGAUUUCCACACAGAUGACGACGGCGCUGUCCGUUCGUGCUUGCUUCUUCGCGGCAAUAUUUAUGAAGACCCAAACGAAUAUGCUAAUGUUAAUGUCGGGCAUAAUGAUAACGUUGCAGAUAAGAGGGGUAUAUUUGGUAUACAUGCUAAUAAUGAUGUAAACCAUGAAGCUCGUGAAAACACGGUUAAUAGCGGUGAAGUUGAGAUGGCAUUGGUGCUUCUUUCCCUUCCUGCCAUACCCCCUGGACUACGUGCAGUGACACUCCCCCUGAAUGGUGACACAUACGCCCAGGUAAUGCCCUGCUUGGAUCAUGCAAAGAAUUGUGUCUCUUCUGAAAAAAUACUACUUACACUAAUUUACUGACCGAGUAAAUUCGUGCACAGAACCUAUAAUUGCAUGUUAAGUAUUUCCUUAAUCAUGUGUAGAAUGAAGGUAAACACUUCACUUCAGGACUGCUUAAAAUGUGUUUGGAUGUUACUAUGGUACAUCGUAAGACCGAUAGUCUUAUUCAAUUUCUGUUUGGAUAUCGACUAGGCCCAUCAUACCUUGACAGGCAACACAAUAAGAACCACUUUGAAGUUAAAAGUGGUUGUCCUAUGGAUUCAACAUUUGUCCCUGCCAUGUGAAUUUGGAAUUUCCACCAUUCAUCUCGGUACCACCAACAGAGCCACCAUCUUGUCUUGAUCUACGCUUAUCGUUAGACUUAUAAACAUGAAAAACACAAAUCAAGAAACUGCGCAAGUAGGAGACAGGUAACUUUAUUAAGGGUGUCCAAUCAAUGGAUGUGCUGCUUAAAUGGGCAUUCAGGUGGUGCUCAGUCCCUGAGCUCGUGGGGAAUAUCUAAAUGUCUAAAGUGGGGGCAAGUCUAUGAAUAAGUCAAUAACUGUCGAUUUCCCAACAAAGUGGUACUCUUGUUUAAUUGACCCUGGUGGAGGGCUUAUGGGCAUUGUCAAUUUCCCAACUCGGAUUAGAACUCGCAACCCUUCGGAUUACCAAGUACUCACUCGACCGUUGAGUGAGGAGGAUAAGCGGUGUGACGUGAUGGGCAGGUAACACGACUGAUGCAGCAAAGCUUGUCAUGAAGUUAAAAAUGAAGAGGAAUUCGUUUUGUGUGUGGAUUUCCACACACAUAUUAGAGGUUGUUGAACAUGAACGUAUUCCUUCACAGUACAUUAAUUAUGAAGAUGUGGAGAACGUAAUUUAAGGGCACAUAUCAUGAGUUCCACACAUGUGCAGCAUGUCUAUCACAGCCUUGUUGAAUUUUAAGUGUUUCGCUUUGACCAAUGCCAUCAGUGUGGCGACAAACGACAAUGGAUGACCUCCCAAUGGUUCAAAAAGCAGCACAAUCUGAGAUGGUUAACUCUGUCUCCAUGUAUAACAUCUCUAUACCCUAUCUGUGUCAUCUUACUGUACCACAUGUUUAUGUGUACAGUAUAGUAUAUAGGCAAUGUGCCAUCCACUUGCUUUUCCUUAUACUUAAAAUUAGUUUAUGCAUCAUACAUUUUAAUGUUUUGAAAGGUUCUUCUGUUUCUAAAUAUAUUCUAAAUGAUAACAACUCAUAUGCAAAUGAAAUACGUUACUAUUAAUUAUGGAAACAUUCUUAAUUUAAAUUUGCGUCAGUACUCCACGUGUACAGUGUGAUGAAAUGUGGUGUAAAAUGUUGAGGUAAAAUUAUAAAAUAUGUGUAAUAUCUUAUUUUAGACGAGUAAAGGCUUGUUUCUGGGCAGAAAAUGUCAUCGGAUUUUACGACUUGUUGUUUGGCAAGUGGUCUGAACCCCAAACUGAGGACAUUGCAAGUCCUUAAAAGGGACUAAUGCACUUAAACUUAGUGCCUCCUACUAUGCCUGGGUGACAGAAGCUGAAGACAUGUUGCAGAGGAGGAAUAUCCCAAUACAGCCUCACAGCAUUCCAUGGGCAUCCUGUCAAGAAGGGGCUGUUUAAGCAAAAGUUAAGACAGAACGUUACCUUGCCACAUUUAACUCACAUAUGAGUGUGGCACAUGAGGAAUGAACCACUCUUUUAAUUAUUUCCUCGUGCAGCAAGGGAGUAAAGUGUGGUUUUGUGACAGUCCGUAUGUGCUGUGCAGUACAUCAAUGCACGUGUGUACACCAGCAUGCGAUGACUGAGUUGGGCCUGUGGGUGGCUGGCAGGGUUAUUGAUUAACCGGACUUGUACACCAGUCACGUGGUUAAUGGCGACUCGGUUGAGGAUUGCUGUGUGUGACACACGUGCUGUUGCAUUUUACAGAUAAAGGACCCAAAGGUUGUUUUUGAUCGUUAUAGAAAUGUUUUAGACUUGUUCUAGACUUCAAGCUUGGCUUUGAAAUGUUAGUUUGUAAUAUAUUCAAUAGGAGGGGUUUCAGCACUGUGCACUGUAAAUGAUGAUGUACUGUAGUUAAUACUUGUAAUUAUCUAACCCUAAUACUGUUUAUUCUACAACCACGCCCAUGCACCCAGAGUAUGACUACUUGCAAUGCUAUUGAGAAUAGAACACAUUUAUAGUAGUAAGUUGUACAAUGGUGACAAGUGCAUUACGUAUACGGUACACAUACAGUACCGAUAAUGGGUGUAAGAUACAGAUAUAAGUGGAUGGUAUAGAUAGACCUACAGCUUAGGAUUAAAGUAAUAUUUGAAUAGUAAAGUGCAAGGGUUAUUGUCAAAGACAAAGAUGGUUUUUUACAGUAGUAGAAUUUGGUUUAAGAGAAACUGUUAUUGAUUAACGAGACUUGUACACCAGUCACGUGGUUAAUGGCGACUCGAUUGCGGAUUGCUGUG